Messenger RNA from Syngnathus acus (greater pipefish), 2390 nucleotides. Its product is annotated as CCR4-NOT transcription complex subunit 2-like. NCBI's taxonomy places the organism in Eukaryota, Metazoa, Chordata, Actinopteri, Syngnathiformes, Syngnathidae. The record is from RefSeq and is a predicted model, not a curated record. Gene Ontology annotation, biological process: regulation of stem cell population maintenance; regulation of DNA-templated transcription; nuclear-transcribed mRNA poly(A) tail shortening. The coding region runs from base 43 to 1806 and encodes 587 amino acids. Gene Ontology annotation, cellular component: CCR4-NOT core complex; P-body. The transcript is spliced from 14 exons.
GCUAGUGUUUCAAAUACUGCCGCGAGCUCCAUCGCACCCCAAAUGAAAAGGCCAGUGGCGCUACCGGCUCGCCGGCACCCACCGGCGCAGGAAGGUGACACGGCGGCCAUGUUUGGGGUUAACCGGAAGAAGUUCACGGAGGCGGGAGCGGAGGGCGAGUACGACGAGCCGGGCGGCCUCUACUACGGCCAGCCGUCCGUCUUCCCGCAGCGCGCCGACAAAGACGUAAGCGGCGCCGCCGUGGAUGACCUCGCCGACGCCGGCGGGCGUCAGCGAGAUGCCUUUGUCUUUCAGACCACGGCGGCCCUGUCCUCCGCCUCGGGACAGCUGUCGCAGCUGGGAGCCAGUCUCUACGGCCCUCAGAGCGCGCUCGGCUUCCCCGCGCGCGGCCUCAACAGCGGCGCGCUGCCGCCGAGUCGAAGCGGACUCGCUCAGUCGGCCGCCGCGCACACGCCUCCCUCGCCCGGCAGGGGGAUUCCGCCCAAGAGCGGCCGCGCCGUCCUCAACCACAACCAGCAGGUGGGGGGAGAACGGGGGGGCGGGGGGCGGAGUCCCGGCGGCCCCUCACCCAGCAUCAUUGGAAUGCCCAAACAGUCGCGGCAAGCCUUCACCAUCAGCAGCAUGUCAGGUUUCGGCGUGAGCAGGACUCCCGGAUUCAACGUCUUCAACGGCACAGAUGGCAGCGAAAACGUGACGGGCCUGGACCCGUCCGACUUCCCGGCGCUGGCCGACCGCGGUCGGCGAGACGGCGGCGCCAACCCCGCGCCGCUGCUCAACCCGCUGGCCGGGCGGGCGCCCUACGUUGGCAUGGUAACUAAGCCGUCUGGCGAGCAGUCGCAAGACUUCUCCAUCCACAACGAGGAUUUCCCAGCACUACCGGGCCCAAACUACCAGACCAAAGACCCCGGCGACGACGGCAAAACGGUGACGCGCGCGCGCACUCGCUGCAAAGCCGCCGGCGAAUUGCUGUGGGCUGACUCUCGUCUCGGCCGCUCAGAACCUCGGCUCUUCAGCGACAACCAGCACAAGAAAGGAAUACAGGUGCUGCCCGACGGACGCGUGAGCAACAUCCCGCUCGGCAUGGUAACGGACCAAUUCGGCAUGAUCGGCCUGCUGACGUUCAUCCGGGCGGCCGAGACCGAGCCCGGCACGGUGCACCUGGCUCUCGGAUCCGACCUCACCACGCUAGGCCUCAACCUCAACUCGCCCGAGAACCUCUACCCCAAGUUUGCGUCUCCGUGGGCGUCGGCGCCGUGCCGGCCGCAGGACAUCGAUUUUCACGUACCGUCGGAAUACUUGACCAACGUCCACAUACGGGACAAGCUGGCCGCCAUCAAGUUGUCCCGCUACGCUUCAACAGGGACUGGCGCUACCACAAGGAGGAGCGGGUGUGGAUCACGCGGGCGCCCGGCAUGGAGCCGUCGCUCAAGACAAACGCCUACGAGAGGGGCACGUACUACUUCUUUGACUGCCUCAACUGGAGGAAGGUUGCCAAGGAGUUCCACCUGGAAUACGACAAACUGGAAGAGCGACCUCACGUUCCCUCCACCUUCAACUACAACCCCGCCCAGCAGGCCUUCUGAUUGGCCGCCCGGCCGCCGGUCCAAGAAAGAGACAUUUGCGUUUUCCUCACCUGAUUUUUUGAUUGCCUUCUCCCCUGAAGUGAGGGUUAGGAUGAGGCCAGGACAGGAAGUGGACUUUGUAGCAUCCUUUCACACUAAAAGAGAAAAAAAAAAAAAGCAACAUGACGCCAUGGCGCACACGUCCACAGAAACCCCGCUGAGCAUCGAGUCCAAAGCCAGUUGAACCCGUACACUUUGUGUUCUCGCUUGUUCAGUCGGGCUCAGAACAUGGCACGGGAAACUGCUUGGCGGUCAGCAACGCUCCCGAGCGGGCAAAGCCACGGCUGUUACGCUCGUCCGCGUUUGUCCCACCCUGACGCCAUUUUGCAUGUUGAGGCAUUGACUGCGUGUUACGAAGUGUUGACGAGUAAUCAGUAAGUCUACUUGGUGGACAAACGGCGUUGGAAAUGGAGUGAAGGCACAAAGGGAUUGGCAUCAGCACACUUGUCCUUUUUGGAGGACGCCUCCGCAUUCCUCAAGCCGCCACCGGGGGGCGCCCGCCGCAUCCGGCUGCCAUGGAGACAGCCCGCUUGUUUUGUUUCCCCACCUGACGUGACCUGGACUCAAUAUGGCAGCUAGUGUUUGCAGAGCAACAAAUAGUUUUGUUCUCUGUUUUUCUUAGCCACAAAUAAAUAUUCUGAUAAUGAAACUUGCGAUCGUCAUCUGUCAACAUGUAAGUUAGCGGCCUAGCGUGACGUCACUACCGCCGGAGGAGAGCGUCAUCUCGAAACAAGCGAUCGUUAUUAAAGCAGACAGACACACGUUUAA